AAACCGCAUUGCAACGUGCUCAUGGCACAAUUGCGGGAUUACUUGCACACUGCAGUACCAGCUCCGUUGAUGGACGCCGGAGCAGCGGUUGUCGACCUUCACGUUUACAUCGCGAAGAUCGACCGCGAGUUCAAGACGCAACGGUACGACGACAUCGACGCACCAUUGCUAUACGUACGCAUUCAGAUCGGAGAGGCGACCUGCAGUGCCUUGAUCGAUUGCGGAGCAUCUCGCAACUACAUCAGCCAGGACUUCAUGGUGCGCGCCGGCCUUGGCCCACGCGUCCGAAGGAAGGCCCAACCUACGCAAGUCACACUGGCGGACUGUCACACGCACAAGUCAAUCGACCGGUGCAUUGACGACGUCCCAGUGUACUUUGCCCCUCGCGCAAGUGGGGCGGUGUCCUUUGACAUUCUGGACACCAAAUUCGACAUGAUCUUGGGCAUGUCAUGGCUGCGAAGCAAGGAUCAUCCGGUGAACUUCUUCAACCGCACCGUUCACGUUCGUGAUCGGAACGGAGUAUUAGUUCCAUGCACGGUGCCUCUUCCUCAUACUUCGAUCAGCUGCCACGUGGUAUCCGCCGCAAGCAUGCGAGCUUCCAUCAUCAGAGACGACAUCGAGGAGAUGGGGGUGUGUUUUCUCCACGCCCUCCCGCCACAUGACGCUUCAUCGACGGACUCACCUUGGGAUCCACGCAUCACCGAACUUCUCGACGCCUACAGCGACGUGUUCGAAGGACCGCACGGAGUAGUACCAGAUCGACCCAUCCGCCACGAGAUCAUCCUCGAGGACGGGGCCGUACCUCUGCGCGGUUGCAUCUACCGAACGAGCGAGGAAGAGUUAAGUGUGCUUCGGGCACAACUCGACGACCUUCUGGAGAAAGGCUGGAUUCGGCCUAGCUCAUCGCCAUACGGUGCUCCAAGUCUCUUCGUCCGGAAGAAGAACAAGGACCUGCGGUUGUGCAUCGAUUAUCGCAAGCUCAACGCGCAGACGAUCAGGAACGCCGGCCCUCUCCCACACAUCGAUGACCUUCUCGAGCGAUUGGGCGGCGCCCAGUUCUUCUCUAAGCUGGAUCCCAAGUCAAGGUACCACCAACUCGAGAUUCGCAAGGAGGAUCGCUACAAGACCGCGUUCAAGACACGGUAUGGACAUUUCGAAUGCCUGGUCAUGCCAUUUGGCCUUACGAAUGCCCCGGCCACUUUCCAAGCGGCUAUAACAACGGAGUUCCGACACAUGCUGGAUCGGUUUGUACUCAUCUACCUCGACGACAUCUUGGUGUAUAGUCGGAGUUUGGACGAGCAUGUGGAACACCUGCGCACCGUUUUGGAGCGGCUACGACAAGCCAAGUACAAAGCAAACUGCGACAAGUGCGAGUUCGCACAACAGGAGCUGGAGUACUUGGGACACUAUGUGACGCCGCAAGGCAUCCGUCCGCUUGCGGACAAGAUCGAGGCCCUACGAGUAUGGCCCGAGCCCACCAACACCACGGACGUUCGUUCAUUCAUGGGGUUGGCGGGCUACUAUCAGCGAUUCAUCACCGGAUACUCUAGGAUUGCUGCACCUAUGACAAGGUUACAGUCGCGAAAGGUGCCAUUCGUAUUCGAUGACGACGCACGCCGGUCAUUCCAAGCACUUAAGACGGCUAUGCUCAUGGCACCCGUCCUUAGCAUUUAUGACCCCACCCUGCCGACGCGAGUGACUACGGACGCUUUCGGCUAUGGCAUUGGGGCAGUCUUGGAACMGCACGACGRCRACGRYUGGCACCCUGUGGAGUAUUUCAGCCACAAAGUGCCUCCCAUCAACUCGCUUGAUGAUGCAAGGAAGAAGGAGCUGCUCGCAUUCGUGAUGGCUCUCAAGCGUUGGCGGCACUUCCUCCUUGGGCGUCGUAGGUUCACAUGGGUCACAGACAACAAUCCAUUGACCUACUACAAGACGCAGGACACGGUGAGCAGCACGAUUGGACCAUGGGUGUACUUCAUCGACCAAUUUGACUUCACACCGAAACAUGUCCCCGGCCUCUCCAAUCGCGAGCAGAUGCACUCUCGCGAAGACCUGAUCUUUGCGUUAUGACACAUCAUGCCUUCGCAUUCAACGAGGAGCUUCAGCGACACUUCAUCCGGACAUAUCAGUCUGAUCCGGACUUCGGCACGCUCUAUGCACAGC
Molecule: messenger RNA, 2163 nt
Organism: Chara braunii
Lineage: Eukaryota; Viridiplantae; Streptophyta; Charophyceae; Charales; Characeae
Source: the annotation of a GenBank genome assembly